This is a messenger RNA of Cololabis saira (Pacific saury), 5177 nucleotides long. RefSeq names its product multiple EGF-like-domains 11 (gene megf11). NCBI's taxonomy places the organism in Eukaryota, Metazoa, Chordata, Actinopteri, Beloniformes, Belonidae. Bases 266 to 3649 code for a protein of 1127 amino acids. Gene Ontology annotation, cellular component: membrane. The record is from RefSeq and is a predicted model, not a curated record. Gene Ontology annotation, molecular function: protein binding. The transcript is spliced from 26 exons.
CUCCACAAAGUAACAGCGCUCCGGAGUUUGACGCUCGCUAAAAGAUGGGAGACCGUGUUUCGCGCUGGAUCCUCUGAAUUCCCUCUGCGUUGCGGGCGAAAACUUUCAAUUUCAGGUUUCCCCCCAAGGAGCUGCGACCUGUCACCACCUCUCCCAGCGAGUAUCUGUGUCUGAACGCAGCAGCACUUCUGUCACUUUGUGCUUCCAGAGCCCAACAGCAGGCAUAAAAACACCCAGGGACCACAGGCUGCAAGAUUAGAUAAGGAUGGGGUCACAAGUUGCCCUGCUGGGUUGGCUUCUCAUUCUGGGCUUCACCACGAGUGCACUGAGUCUCAACCCUGAUGACCCGAAUGUCUGCAGCCACUGGGAGAGUUAUGCCGUGACUGUCCAGGAAUCCUACGCUCACCCAUUUGACCAGAUCUAUUACACCAGAUGUACGGACAUCCUUAACUGGUUUAAAUGUACAAGACACAGGAUCAGCUAUAAGACAUCUUACCGGCGGGGAGUGAGGACCAUGUAUAGGCGCCGCUCACAGUGUUGCCCUGGUUACUUUGAGAGCGGAGACUUGUGUGUUCCUCUGUGUACAGAGGAGUGCGUACAUGGCCGCUGCGUGUCUCCCGAUUCGUGCCAGUGUGAGCCGGGCUGGGGAGGACUGGACUGCUCCAGUGGCUGUGAGAGCGACUUCUGGGGACCUCACUGCAGUAAUCGGUGCCAGUGCCAAAACGGGGCUAAAUGUAACCCCAUCACAGGGGCGUGUGUCUGCACUGACGGGUACCAGGGGUGGCGUUGCGAGGAGCCCUGCGAGCAUGGUUUCUACGGCAAGGUGUGCCAUCUACAGUGCCAGUGUCUCAAUGGCGCCACCUGCAACCACGAGACAGGAGAGUGCAUCUGUGCACCAGGUUACACGGGAGCUUUCUGUGGAAAACGCUGCCCCUCUGGUAGUCACGGUCCUCAGUGUGAGCAGCGCUGCCCCUGUCAGAACGGAGGAACGUGCCACCACAUCACUGGGGACUGUUCCUGCCCCGCCGGGUGGACGGGUUCAGUCUGUGCCCAGCCCUGCCCACUUGGCAAAUAUGGCAUCAACUGCAGCAAAGAGUGCUCCUGUCGCAACGGCGGACUGUGUGACCACGUCACGGGGCAGUGCCAGUGUGCAGCGGGCUUCAGUGGACGCAGAUGUCAAGAAGAUUGUCCUGUAGGGACCUACGGUCCAAAGUGCAACCAGAAGUGCGAGUGCCAGAAUAAUGCCAAGUGUCACCACAUCACUGGAGCCUGUCUGUGCGAAACAGGCUUCAAAGGGCCUAACUGUCAAGAAAGAUUCUGUCCUCCAGGACUUUAUGGUUACAUUUGUGACAAGUACUGCCCCUGUAAUGCCACCAACACCCUGAGCUGCCAUCCUCUUUCUGGUGAAUGCACCUGCUCUGCGGGAUGGACAGGGCUUUACUGUAAUGAGACCUGCGAGCCUGGAUACUAUGGAGAGGGAUGCAAGUUUUCUUGCAGCUGCGCCAACGGAGCAGACUGUCAUCCUGUCACAGGCGCUUGUAUCUGUGCCCCCGGCUUUAUGGGUGAGGACUGUGCCACAGUGUGUCCUCCUGGUCUGUUUGGGCCCAGCUGCAUGUUCACCUGCUCCUGCCACAAUCACGCCUCCUGCUCUCCGGUCGAUGGCUCCUGCAUCUGCAGGGAAGGCUGGCAGGGUGUGGACUGCUCCAUCCUCUGUCCCAGUGGUACGUGGGGUCUGGGCUGCAAUCAGACCUGUUUAUGUGACAACGGCGCUGCGUGCGACCCUGUUGACGGCACCUGUGCUUGUUCUCCGGGGUGGAGGGGAGAGCACUGCUAUGACCCCUGCUACGACGGCACCUUCGGGCUGGAGUGUCGUGAACGCUGUGACUGCGGCCACGCUGAUGGCUGUGAUUCUGUGAGUGGCUACUGUCGCUGCCACCCCGGCUGGACAGGAAUCCACUGUGAUAAUGUGUGCCUACAAGGCUUCUGGGGACCCAACUGUUCAGUCAGCUGUUCCUGCCAGAACGGGGGCUCCUGCUCCCCGGAGGAUGGCACAUGUGUGUGCGCACCUGGAUACAGAGGGACCUCGUGCAAAAGAAUCUGUUCCCCUGGGUUCUACGGCCACCGCUGCAGCCAGUCGUGUCCGCAGUGUGUGCAUAGCACCGGGCCGUGCCAUCACAUCACUGGUCACUGUGAGUGCUUGUCUGGCUUCUCCGGGUCACUGUGCAACCAAGUCUGCCCGAGCGGCAGGUAUGGGAGAGGUUGUGCUGAGAUCUGCCGCUGCACCAACAACGGCACCUGCAACCCCAUUGACGGCUCCUGCCAGUGCUUCCCGGGCUGGAUAGGAGAAGACUGUUCUCAGGCCUGUCCCUCUGGACACUGGGGCCCUGAUUGUCUCAACUCGUGCAACUGUCACAACGGAGCCCAGUGCAGCGCCUUUGAUGGGGAGUGCAGGUGCAGCCCCGGCUGGACCGGACUCUACUGCACACAGCGCUGUCCUUCAGGGUUCUACGGCAGGGACUGUGCAGAAGUGUGCCGCUGCCAGAAUGGCGCGGACUGCGACCACAUCUCCGGCCUGUGUGCCUGCCGAACGGGCUUCGUCGGGACGAGCUGUGAUCAGAAGUGUCCUGCUGGUACGUUUGGAUACGGCUGCCAGCAGCUGUGCGAGUGCCUGAACAAUGCUACCUGUGACUACGUGACUGGAACGUGCUACUGCAGCACCGGUUAUAAAGGCAUCCGCUGCGAUCAAGCAGCUCUGAUGAUGGACGAGCUCAACCCGUACACUAAGAUUAGCAAAACCCGAGGCACGGAGCGCCAGUCUGCCGGGGCUGUGAUGGGCAUCAUCUUCCUCCUCCUCAUCAUCAUGGCCAUGCUCAGUGUAUUUGUGUGGUACAGACAGAAGCAGAGGGACAAAGGCCAGGAGAUCCAGCCCAGUGUGUCCUACACACAGACGAUGCACGUGAACAACACAGACUAUUCCCUCUCUGAGUGUGGCAGCACCGUGGCGAUGAGAACGAGCGGGCCUGACGUCAGCCAGAACCUGAACAGCAGCAGCGGCAGCAGCAGCCAGUGCUUCUCCAAUCCCAGCUACCACACCGUGGCUCAGUGUAACGUCGUCUCAACCAUUUCCAGCAACCUCGAUGGCACGCUGACCCUUAAAUCAAGCACCCUGAAAAGCAGAAACGGGUCUGAAUGGAGAGCGUUCUGCAACCUCAACGACAUCGAGGUUCAACAGGGGGAGGGACAAAUACAAAGAAGCUCAAGAAAAGAUUACAUCAAGAGCUCUAUGUGCAGUAAUAGCUCCUGCUCCCUGAAUAGUGAUAAUCCAUACGCCACCAUUAGAGACCCGCCGGGGUUGGCUUGUAAGCACACGGAGAGCAGCUACGUGGACAUGAAAUCCCCCUCCCACCGCGAGGUGCCCUUUGGAGGCACCGCCACCCUCCUGGGCCCCGUGAACAGGAAUGUCUAUGACAUUGAACCGACUGUGAGCAUCCUGCAGGGUCCCAAUGGAAUGGCCACUGGCUUCUCCCAGAGUCCCUAUGACCUUCCUUGCAGCAGCCACAUUCCCAGCCACUACGACAUUUUACCCAUGCGUCACAGUCCCACACAUUCACCCCCACCACCUCCAGAAAGCCCCAGCUCCUUGCUCUAAGAGUGCACAUCCUCCACGUGGCCACUGACAGCGUGUUGGUGGCUGGGGAGCCUACGUUCAGCCAACAGCGCCCCGUUUUGUUUCCGUGUGUGUUUUGAUUAGAAACUUUGAGAUGGAAAGACAGCCGCAUCUCUUGUGGACUUUUGUGGUCUCUUUGCCUCCUUCACUCGCACUCUUUUUGUGGACAAGAAGAAGGGAGGGGAGGAAAGAGUGUCCCACACACCAGCGACCGUUCACCCAUUUUAUUUUGUUAUAUAACCGAUCACUCAAACUGCUGCCUGGCCUGUACAUGGACCCGCUGAGGUGGAACGUUAUUGUUCCAACACCGCUAAGGGCAGCAUACAUGAAUCGGGUGGACAGUUUAUUUACAGGGAGAGAGCUUUCCUCACACUCAUUUUUAUCGUAUGAUAUAGGUUUGUUAUUCGAGAGCAGCCAAGUGUUUAUAUUAGCCCCUAAACAGAAGUGAUUGCCCCCACAGGAAGGAAGAUAUUAUAGCCUUGACUAUGUCAAAGGGAUUCACAACAUACCAACAUCAGAAUAUAUGGAUUUUUGCUGCAGCAGAAUGAAUUACCGCCAAUUUGAAGAGGUGCUGAUUGUCUGCUCAGAGGUGAAGAAGUGUUCCAGUUAAAUAAGAGAAUAGUUUGUCCUAAAUGUUAUAUAUGAAAGGCCCAAGUCUGGGUGAGCAUGGAUGAAGAAGCAACUACUGUCAUGGUCCUGUAUUCACUGUUAUUCGGUAAUGAUCAUACGGUUAAUACUGAUCUAAGCUAAGUUUUAUUGUUAAUGAGGCCAUGUGUAUCUGGAUAUGUAUUCGGGUCACCAGUGUUCAUGCAUUUAUUACAUUGAGAGUUACAGAAGAAGUCAGUAGCUUGGAUUUUUUUUCCCUACACUAAUGAAGUGCUCCAAUCUUCUGUUGCAAUCUUUGUAAAAUCCUUUUUAUUCAUUCUUUUCCAAUGUAUUGCUUUACAUUUUUAGAUAUUGGGUGUUAAGAAUUGACUGCUUUGACCCUUUUAUGUUUUAUAUUUAUAAAGCUAAUUGCUUUACUUGUUAAUUUAUAUUACUGAUGAUGUUUUUUUAAUCAAUGUGACUAGAAUAAAAAAAAAAAAGAUGAGCAUGAUCAUAUUAUUGAUACCCACUGAUGUAGAAAACACACGCUUUCUUUUCUUGUGAAAUGAGCACUGUCAUUGUGUGUUGUUUUUGAAGUCACUUGAAAUGUUCUCUUUGUCAAAUUGUAGAUUAAAAUCAAUAUUUCAUCAGACCAAUCCAAGACCCACGAAUGCCCUGCGCAGCACUUGCAAAGAGAGCCACGUGUAAAAAGUAAAUUUCUAGAGAUAUUUAAUGUUUGUAUGAGGCUGGAGUUGCGAGGUCAUCGCGGGAGCUGUGUUUCCCCUUCUGCUGAAGCAAUAACAUGUUGACAAUCGAGGCACAGACGUCUUUGACCAGUGUAGCGACGGAUGAUCAUACUUCACGUGACCAUGUGACCGUUUGUCCUCGUCGCUGUCAUGUCAAAGCUGGUUGUUGGUUUGGUAUC